CCUGGGCUACUAUAAGCUCUGAAACCUCAAACUCGCCUGAAAUAUCGCGAGACUCUCUCUCGACGGCCGUGAGGGGAGCUUCGCUACCAAUCUUUUACAUUAACUGCUGAUGCAGGUCGCUGGACGAGCCUUCUAACCCAGGUUACUAAGCGGUACUGGUAAUUAGUGAAUCCCAUGCAAGUGUCACAUUAACAGAUUCACGGGGAUACCGCAAUUAAGUUUGGAGGAACCAACCAUUCGGCAUAACGAUUAGGCAAUAAUCGUCAUUACAUAUAUACUAAUUAUAAUCAAACUUUAAUUUCAAAACAUAUUGGUGGCGAUAUUAAAAUUUACCUGAGCUAAUAAUUCCUACAAUAUGUAAAUCAGACUUCUUAGAAAUUAGGACAUUUCUUUUUGGGUAAGGGAGUAAUGUAAGCACAGAAAUCGUAAUGUUUCAUAUUUUAUAUUUACAGUUUAAUUAAUAUGGGAAAGCCUCGCAAGUAACGAGGGGAACAUAAUUUAGUUCGUUGUUGUUACACGGAGGUUUUUAGGGAAGAAACGUGCCGAAGUGAGUGACACAGUAGCCUGGUUAUAACCUCCAGAAAAAACAUCGUUAUUAAAAAUACCACUGAAGUGGUUAAGCGAGUCCCUUGUCUUCAAUCCACCUCCCGCUAGCUAAAGACCCCCGUCCUCCGGGGUCGCCGGGAGUCCGGAGGCUACGGGCGCAAAGUGGGUAACAAUCCACGAUGGGGCGCCAACCCAUCACAGAAUAUAAUAAACAUUUACAUUUAGUUAUUUUAACAAAUACUUUAAUCAACACAAGGCAAAGGAGUGUUAUGAUACUCAUAGAGUGGGUGCUCAGUUACUUGACAGGCAAUAGCUAUGCUAUCAGACUGAGAAUGUGCUGCGCAGUAUGCGGUAUAUUUGCUCAGGUCAUUCUUUUGUGACAGCACGGUUAUUGACCCUCAGAUAUAUAUUAGCUUAAGGGGAACAGAGACACCAAAAAUCCUACAACUGCACACCUCAUUUACACAGGUCUUUAAUAGUCAUACCAGGGGUUGGACACACAUAUCAUAAAGUGUGCCAGGAAUGGUGGUCAUGGCAAUGCAGAUCCUGGGCCUACUCAUGGGCUUAGUGAGCUGGACCCUCGAGUUAAGUUCUACAAGCUCCCAUGUCUGGAAGGUGAAGAGCCAUGCAGAUGCAGUGACUACCAGCACCUGGCAAUUUCAGGGUCUCUGGAUGCAUUGUGCAGCCACUGCUGUUGGAGCAAUUCAAUGUCACAGAUAUAAAACUGUCCUUGGUCUACCUGGUUAUAUUCAAGCAUGCCGUGCUCUGAUGAUUACCUCUGUGCUUCUGGGCUUGUUUGGUGUCAUUAUAUCACUGCUGGGAAUGAAGUUCAUAAAAAUUGGACAUAUUUCUGACCAUCUAAAGGCCAAGAUUGCCACAUUUGGUGGUAUCAUGCUCCUUCUGUCAGGGGCCUCCUCCCUCACAGCCGUGAGCUGGUAUGCCUCUCAAGUCAUACAGGACUUCUACAACCCCUUAGGUGGAAGCCUGAAGUUUGAACUUGGGCCUGGCUUAUAUAUUGGCUGGGGGGGUGCUAGUCUGGCCAUUCUAGGCGGAGCUCUUCUUUGUGGUUCGUGCAGGGGCAGCUCAACAGAACUGCCAACAGGGUAUGAUUACACAUAUUCUGUGAAUAGCCAACGACAGAAAAUCUGCGCACCAGCACUGAGCACAAAUGCAUACGUUUAAUCUAUUACAUAAGCAGUGUUAGAGUACAUAUAUAGGUAUUUUACUAAUAUUCUUAUCCUGGUUAUUUACAGUUGCUUUGUCCCUUUAUUAAAUAUUAUAUAUAUAUUCUAAUGUGUUUGGCAGUUACUACAAUUUCAGUUUAUUAAAUGUACCUAGUAAAUGUACAACCCAUCCAUUGAAUUGUAAAUAUUUAAAAUCCUAUUCCAGUGUGCUCUAAUAAAUGAUACUGAUGAAACCUACUUUUAUUUUAUUACAAAUCAUUAGAGUAGUGCACAAGAAAAGACAGAGCUUCUCAGUCAUUCUUUGAAAACCAGACUUCUUUUUGACAUUCUCUCAUUCACUCCAGUCAACACAAAAAGAUUUUUAAAAAUUGGGUGUUAAAGUAUCAGUAAUAUUUCAGAGUGCAUCAUAAACAGUUCUGUGCUUACAUAAAUUUAAAAGUGGAUGUGUUUUUCUACUGAAGAGCAUUUUGUUUCUAAAGUAACAUUUUGGCAUUUUCUAUCCCAUGAUUCAAUACUGCUGGACUAUCCAUCCAUUGGUAACUGCCAAUCCUGUACAAGGCUGUAGGCUCGUUGCAGCCUAUCUCAAGAGGCAGAAUGCAUAAGGCAGGUGAUUCCCUGGAUGGGAUACCAGUUCAUCGCAGGGAUUGCAUUAUGGACGACCAGUUCACCUAACUUCUCAUUCUUUUCAGAAUGUUUUAUUAUUUGGCUUCUGUGUUAGCCAUGUACUGCGCAUAAAAAGUAUGUUUGAAAACAAUACAUUUUGGACACUUGGAAAAAGGAGGACAGAGCUGUUAGGUUAUCUCCACUUGGUGUUCAGCACAUUAGGAGGACGCUGGAUGGGUGAGGAUGGCAAGCAAUAAGGGUCUGCUGAGAACAUCUAUGUGAGACUUCCAUGUGACAUUAAUUCAACUCACACCACCAGAAAAAAUGUCUCCCAUUUGCACAAUGAAGUCAAGGGCAUCGAUGUCAAGGUCUCAAUCAUUGUAGCAGCUACAAAAAACUGUGCCCAGAAGACAGUGCGUUCCUGUCACAGUGGUGACUCGAGUCAUGACAGAGGUGGAAAAACCAGCAUUAAAAUUUUUUAAAUGUCUCAUUGAACGAUCUGGUUCAGAUCAUGCCAUUAUGUUCUAUUAGAAUUGAGGUCUUAUAUUUGAGUCCCUGUUGAUUUUUAUGUUGUUGUUGACUUUGUUGUUUUGGUGGUCUUUAUACAUAUGUUGUACAUUGAAUAUGUGGUGAAGCACAGUAUAGUACCAGUCAAACGUCUGAACACACCAACAUUAACAACAA
Messenger RNA from Paramormyrops kingsleyae, 3017 nucleotides. NCBI's taxonomy places the organism in Eukaryota, Metazoa, Chordata, Actinopteri, Osteoglossiformes, Mormyridae. The record is from RefSeq and is a predicted model, not a curated record.